AUUUUCCUUGACAGAAAAGUUCUUCUAAAACGUGGUGUUGACAGAGAAUGUGUUAUUUUACAAAAUCCAAAUAAAAACAUUUUAAUACAAUGGCGAAAUCUCUACGUAGUAGGUGGAAGCGUAAAUGUCGAGCAAUUAAACGCGAACGUUAUGCAGUUAAAGAGUUAGCAAGAUUAAAGAAAAUGCUCGGUCUAAAAGAAGAAGAAAAAAUUAACCCUGCAGAGGUUAUGGAAUCCGAUCAAGUAAUAUUUCUAGAUGCAGGUGCACUAAAGAAAGAAGCCCAAAAGAAGCAGGCAGCAGCAGAACCUCCGGAAGAGGACGUAGAAAUGAGUUCUGAUGAAGAGAAAGUUGAGGUUGCAGACGAGAAAGGUGAAAAGCGUGUUUAUAGCACUAAAACAUUGAAAGAUCAAAACGGCCAAUACCCAGUAUGGCUGCAUAAAAGGAAAAUCGCAAAACUAACAAACACAAAGAAAAAGUUAAAGAGAAAGACUAGAAGUCAUAGGAAACGGAAAUAAAGAUGUCAUACCUUA
Pieris napi is the source of this 530-nucleotide messenger RNA. Its product is annotated as protein LLP homolog. Gene Ontology annotation, biological process: dendrite extension. Gene Ontology annotation, molecular function: RNA binding. Gene Ontology annotation, cellular component: nucleolus. NCBI's taxonomy places the organism in Eukaryota, Metazoa, Arthropoda, Insecta, Lepidoptera, Pieridae. The transcript has a single exon. Bases 90 to 515 code for a protein of 141 amino acids. The record is from RefSeq and is a predicted model, not a curated record.